UGGGGAAAGGCAUUCCUCGGUGUAAGCGGACCUACCUCCCGUCGUAUCCUUAGCCAGGGCGGUCGGGGCGGGGUGGACCCCAAUGUGUGUGUGUUCAGGUAUGAACGUCGUCCUCUGGGCUGGACUUUGAAAAACGUCAGAGCCUGCACAGCGUGGCAGGCAAAGCGUAGGUUGGAGUGUUUGAGGGGGGCCCUUACUGCGCACCAUGGGGCCAAGGCAUUGAGGGCCCCCACCCAGGCAAGAAAAAAAUAACUAAAGACCAGGGGCUUUUCCAGGAAAAAGAAGAGAAGUUUAAAGAAAAAAGGUAAAAAAGAAAGCAUCAGAAUGGUUGCAGAGGAAGUUUUGAUUACUCUGUCCGGUGGAGCGCCAUGGGGGUUCCGUCUGCAGGGUGGCGUGGAACACCACAAACCUCUACAGGUGGCCAAGGUGCGCAAACGUAGCAAGGCGUGCAGAGCCGGAUUGAAAGAGACGGACGAGUUGGUGUCCAUCAAUGACCAGCCAUGUGAUGUGUUAUCUCAUGCCCAGGCUAUGAGCCUGAUCGAUGCCUCCCCAAUGAUAUUACACAUCCGUGUUAAAAGGGUACCUGCUGGGUUUCAGUCUGUGGUGCUCAUGACCCGCGCGCCUUCCCCUCGUAUCGACAAGGAGUACCGUGCUUCCCUGUUGACACUGUCACCCAGUGACCUCCACCACGCGCCUGUCCGUGAGGUCCACCGUAGCCGAUCUUCCCUAACUAGCGGCCUCACUUCGCCGCCUGGUAGUGAGGCCUACUAUGGUGAGACUGAUAGCGACGCAGAUGUGGCGGGCUACGAGAGGCAACGACGUCAGAAACGACGCAGCCCUAAUUCCAACAAACCAACGGGACGGACCUCUCCUGAGGGAGGGGAGACUUCGGAGAUGAGCGGCUAUGACAGCGCCCCAGACGCACAAGUUUAUCUGUCAGAAGGACACGGGGGAGGUGGAAACGGAGGGCUGCCCGGGGUGGCCCGAAGGGAAGUGAUUUACCAGCCCCCUGCUCCAGGAAUGUGGUCUUCCUCCCAAACAUCAACCGAGACAUCUUCCAUCAUCUCGUCAGCAGACGACCAGGGGCCCCGGGAUGGAGAGCAGGAGGAAGACUUCAUCGAGAUUGCUAAUGUGCCGCUGGUAUCCCCCGAGAGGGCAAAAGAGGCAAUGAUGCUGAGCUCUCGCAGCCAGCUAGUGCCCAUGGUGGGCCCUGUGAAUAACCCUGUUGACGAGGAACUUACAACAACCUACAUGGAAAAGGCCAAGCAAGCCAAACUUAACCGAGGAGAUACGCCGCAGGACAAGCAUGUAAAGGAAGCCAGAAGCAAGUGUAGAACAAUCGCAUCCCUCCUGACGGACGCUCCUAACCCUCACUCCAAAGGGGUGCUGAUGUUCAAGAAAAGGCGGCAGCGCUCCAAGAAGUAUACCCUCACGAGCUUUGGCAGUGUGGAUGAGGAUCAGUCCCAGGACUCACAAGAAGAAGAAGAUGGUGUGUUGCCUGGCAGUGAGUCAGAAUUUGAGGAAGAGGGCUUUUCAGCCGCUCCUGAUCCAACCUGGGAUAGUGACUACUUGGAUAUGCUAGAGAAAAGGGCAACUGCGGGUGUAGAGGGCCGAGGGGAUGGGGAGGAGGAUGCUCCAAGUCCGGGCUUGAAUGCCACUACGGGGAAGGGUGCCCAGUUGUUUGAACAGCAGAGGAAAAGAGCUGCUGAGCAUGCCAAGAAGGUGGAGGCAUCACAGUCUCAGGUGGCCCAGCAGGCGAGAAACGAGCAAGCCCACAUGUUUUAUCCAGACAGUCAAGGGAAUGCAGCCUUACAACAAGAUGUCUACCAAGCCCAAGCGACCUUUAACAUGUCUAAUGGAGAUCUAUCUCAGGCAGCAGGUGGAAGAGCUAGAAUGGGUAUGCAAGGUGGAGCCCGGCCAGCCAUCGCCUCUGUGGACAUGUUCAUCGGCACGACGCCACCAGUUGAGACAUCCGUUCCAGAAGCACCUGCCAGUAAUGUUCUCAACAGAACCGCACGUCCUUUCACACCUGGCUUCAUUACUUUGCGGGCCGCAACUGCUCCAGUAGCAUUCAAUCCAUCUGCCACAAAGACACACCAUCGACCUACCUCAGCAGCUGCCUUUCCACCGCAAUUUUCCACUGUCCCAGAGCAGGCUAUUAAUUCUACAUCAGUUAUGUUACAGCUGUCACCUGGUCCUCAAGUCUCUUCUAAACCUUGUGUAACUCGCACAGCGGAGGCUUCUGUCAUCCUAAGCCCUUCGGCCAGUUCCUCUUUUAUAGAGACAGCACACACACCGCAACAGAUGACUGCUGCUUAUCCAGUUCAACAUGUAAACGUGCCUCGAAUGCCUCCAACUCCACCACAGCCCACCUUUUCAGCUCCACCACAACCAAUGGUUUCAGCUUUACCGCAGUUCAAAGUUUCAGCUCCUAUUCCUCCCGUAUCUCAAAUUCCUGCUCCAAUUCAACGAGUUGCACUGGGUCCACCGGUUUUGCCAAGAGCACCUUCAUGCCCAACUCAAAUUCCCAUGACACCUGUAGCACCAGUGUCCAUGGUCUCCCACCCAGAAGCGACAGCUCCAACCCCUGUUGCUGCUUUAGGAGGUCGUUCCGGAAUUUUACUUGAGGCUCGACGCCGUAGUGGAAAACCUAAACCUAUGUUCCAUGUACCAGAAGUCAAGAAGAAUUCACCCAAUCCUGAGCUGUUGUCCAUGGUGCAGAAUUUUGAUGAGAGGGCUACACAACCUAAGCAUAUCCAACCAUUCUCUGAAGAUUUUUAUGGCUAUGCGCAGGAAGGAGGAAGUGAGAUGGUCAGCAAAGGGAAGAUGCCUCCUCCCCCAGUGGCACCAAAGCCUCGGGUUCUGCAGGAGGCCCCGCAGAUCAUUCAAGCGGGAGGAAAGGGGGCUCAGCUCUUUGCCCGCAGACAGAACCGCAUGGGUAUGUAUGUAGUGGAUGCGGCUCCACAGACCCAUUACCAACAGGAAGUGUCCUUUCAUGGCCCUACACAACCCCUCAACUCCUCCUCCAACCCCUCCAUUCCCUCUCAGUGGAAAUACUCCUCCAAUGUGCGUGCCCCUCCACCCAUUGGGUAUAAUCCACUCCUUGCCCCUUCUAUCCCCACAGGGCCUCAGAAGAACACAGCCAAGACAGCUAGUAAGAGUAAAGGUGGCUCCCAGCGUGAGGGCAUCCAAGCUCUGGAUUUCAUGAGAAGGCAGCCCUACCAGCUCAACUCUGCCAUGUUCACUGGAAGUGCUGCUAACCCUUCUCAGCACAAUCAGAGACAAGGACAUUAUACUGCAAUGGUGGGCAGCUCCUUGGUUUCACCGAAGCAGAUACCCAUAAAAACAGCUCGUACCUAUGAGAUCAAGAGAUUCUCAACACCAACACCUAUGUCUGCUCCCACUCUGGUUCCCAAAGUCCUUGCACCUCGCUCAGCCACCAGCCUCGGAGAGCGUAUAAAUCACUCUGAUAUGACCAGUCCACCUCCUGGUCUGGCUUUUUCAACCCCAGAUGCCAACUUGGCACAAGCUCCAUUCAGAGAGUCAGCUUCAUUCUCCUCCCAAAUAGGUGGAUUGCCCGGCCUUCCAAGAUUAUCUGCCAUGCCGCCUCCGAACCUUGUGCCCGGUGUAGCAACACAUUAUAGCCCAGUGUCUUACGACACUGGCCUCCAGGCAGCCAAGCAGUUCCAGAGUGCUCCAGAGCUUAGUUUUCUGUCUUCAUUGCCCCCGCUCAAGUCCACCCCAAUUCAGGCACCCAAACCGCGUUUUGUUGCUACCAAGGGGGGUGUUCAGCCUCAUGUGUGGCGACCCGGGGCAAUAUAAACAACUGGAAACUCGUCACUACCGCACUAAAUCCAAGUGUGCCGUUCACUCAUUCGUCCUUGUAAUUGUCUUUGCUGUUCGUGCUGGUUUGCUUGUUUUCCCAAAGAAUCAGGCAAACAUCACAUUAAUGGAUUUUCGGUUGCUCGGUGUAAAGGGAUGUCGCCCCACAUAAACAAGCAACUCUAAACAUUAUAAUAUAUUAAGCUCAAGCUUCUAGACGGAAACAUGUUCAUCACUUUAAUGUUGCUGCUUACGUCUUUAGAUUAGUUACCAUCCUAACACACUGUAUCCUGCAAAGCAAACCAUAGGCUUAAUUUCAAAUGUAUACAAUAUAUCAAAUGUAAAUUAAUAUUUGUAAAACCACAAUGGUUGAUGACUCUUUUGGCACUCCAGCAUUAAUACCCCCUCAAUCCCAGUAAACAAUGUGCACUUACUUCACAUUACAUUAUAUUAGUCGUGUUAAGCUUCCUAAUACAACAAUGACACAGCUGCUAAGUGUGGUCUUGACAGAUGUGUUACUCAUAUAUUCUAUUUUAUUAAAUAAAUAACAGAGAUGAACAAGUGUGUGUUUUAUUGAUUCUAUAUGAAGUUGUGCAAGGGAAAGGUGAUUUAUAGUGAGUAUUAAUAAAAGCGUUUGAUGAUAUGAGAGAGGCUGUGGAGAGGUGGAAAUGAUCGGUAGGAUAAUAAUAGGACAGACGUGAAUGUGGUCAGUGGUCAAAAAUACACGUGAAUGAUUUGAUCAUAUUUUUGUUUGUACGUAAGAUUCAAAGUUGUUUAAGUCGUGAACACCCACAGCAUGGAGAUGUUAACAGAGGAUGACGAGAAAGGAUCAGAAUAGAGGUUGUCAAGAUGACAAAAAGUCAAUGCACUGACGUGGGUUUUUUUUUUUUUUUUUUACUGCAAUAAGAA
Syngnathus acus (greater pipefish) is the source of this 4731-nucleotide messenger RNA. RefSeq names its product synaptopodin 2-like a (gene synpo2la). Gene Ontology annotation, biological process: positive regulation of actin filament bundle assembly. The record is from RefSeq and is a predicted model, not a curated record. Gene Ontology annotation, cellular component: actin cytoskeleton; nucleus; Z disc. The coding region runs from base 325 to 3822 and encodes 1165 amino acids. Lineage: Eukaryota; Metazoa; Chordata; Actinopteri; Syngnathiformes; Syngnathidae. Gene Ontology annotation, molecular function: actin binding. The transcript is spliced from 4 exons.